AUGUACGAGAGGAUCCUGACAGAUGUUGGAUGCUUGGCUACGAAAUAUGACCUAGAAUGUCUACGAUCUCAAAAUGCCAGCAAGUUGAACCAAGCUUUUGCUCGCGCGUCUGAUUCAUACGUGCCCAUCUUGAACGCAGAUCUAGUUACCGGUUACACUUCUGUUGCUCUGCGCGAAGGAAGGUUUUCAAAACGUUCACUUUUUAUUGGAACUUGUUACAAUGAAACAAGUUCUAUUGUCGUUGCGAGUCGCUUUGCUGCAAACACGUCUGCUGAUUUUCAAGAUUAUGUUGCCGGAUCAUGGGAAGGCAUCUCAAGCACCACUAUCGAUGGCAUCGUAGAUGAAUGCGUCAACAGAAUGUCAGAGGAAGAACUGAAAAAGAGUCUCAGCACGAUACGCCAGUCACUGGGUCCUCAGUAUGGAUCUUUAUUCGGAAACUUGGCUAUGUACCAAGGUGAUAUCAUGUUCGAUGCAACAAGACGUUACACUACGGAAGUUUGA
Messenger RNA from Alternaria burnsii, 501 nucleotides. RefSeq lists its product as uncharacterized. The record is from RefSeq and is a predicted model, not a curated record. The transcript has a single exon. Bases 1 to 501 code for a protein of 166 amino acids. NCBI's taxonomy places the organism in Eukaryota, Fungi, Ascomycota, Dothideomycetes, Pleosporales, Pleosporaceae.